AUGGCUAAUUAGAAAAAUAGUUUUUUUUAUCCAGUAACUUAAUAAAUUUUAAAAAAUAUUUAAAAAAGGAUUUUCUUAAUAUACUUUCAAAUAAAGGAACGGAGAGAAUGUGCAAGAAAAAUAAUAAAACUAAACAAAGUAAUAAAAUAAAUAAAAACAAAAGUCAUUUCAAUGACUUAUAUUAAAAGAUAAAAUAAAGUUGUAAAUAAGUGUAAGAGGAAAUCUGAGAGAAAUCUUAAAAUUCAAGCAUAUUACAAUCAUUAUUUUAAACUUUGUGUUUACUUAUACAUUUAAAAAAAACUAAGUUUCUCAAUACUUGAUUAGUACCUAACUAAUUGA
Messenger RNA from Paramecium sonneborni, 339 nucleotides. NCBI's taxonomy places the organism in Eukaryota, Ciliophora, Oligohymenophorea, Peniculida, Parameciidae. The record is from the annotation of a GenBank genome assembly.